UAUGUACACUUUGCAUCAAAACCUGGCUUUCCCUACUAAUUUAUCCCAAAACCAGCCGAUAUUGUCUUCUGGGUGUGUCAGCAGCAAUCAUGUUGGCUUGACCCACGUUUCAAGCACUAACAUCAGACCUCAUUCCAUUCCUCCCAAAGGGUACUUUGUUUUAUAAAUUCUUCUACACAUGGAAUAGAGGGAAUGUCUUCUGGGGCUGGGAAACGGGUGGAUUUGUCUUCGUUUUUCUUCAGCUUUUUUCUUCCUUUUUCCUUCUCUUUAUAAACUUGACCGGACUUGUUCUAAUGGCGAGAAUAAUAACGAAAGCAUUUGGUUCUAUCGUAUCUGCAAUCACUUACUGUUUCUUUGGCUACCGAGACAACAACAAAAAGAAUGUCGGCAACGUCAAUUACCACAGCAUGCCUAAGGCCAAGGGUCGACCACUUUCUUUGCAGACUGUGGACCUCAAAGUCAGGAUGUGUUGCACCGGUUGCGAGAGAGUAGUGAAAAACGCCAUCUACAAGCUUAGAGGGGUCGAUUCGGUGGAAGUGGACAUAGAGAUGGAGAAGGUGACGGUGACCGGGUACGUCGACCGGAACAAGGUACUGAAACGAGUGAGGAGGGCGGGGAAGAGGGCUGAAUUCUGGCCUUAUCCUAACCCUCCUCUGUACUUCACCACCGCCUCCGAGUACUACAAGGACACGACCAACGAGUACAGAGGGAGUUACAAUUAUUACAGGCAUGGAUACAACCUCGGACACAGGCAUGGUAACGUUCCUGUAACGAUUCGUGGAGACGACAAGGUCAGCAACUUGUUCAACGAUGACAACGUCAAUGCCUGCUCUCUCAUGUAAAACAAAAUUAUUACUCCAGUAAGAAAUCGGUACCACGUGAUCAUGCAUGUA
Molecule: messenger RNA, 893 nt
Organism: Hibiscus syriacus
Lineage: Eukaryota; Viridiplantae; Streptophyta; Magnoliopsida; Malvales; Malvaceae
Product: heavy metal-associated isoprenylated plant protein 30-like
Exons: 3
Coding region: 294-842 (182 amino acids)
Molecular function (GO): metal ion binding
Source: RefSeq, a predicted model, not a curated record